Messenger RNA from Labrus mixtus (cuckoo wrasse), 3481 nucleotides. RefSeq names its product serine protease 56 (gene prss56). The transcript is spliced from 14 exons. Gene Ontology annotation, biological process: proteolysis. The coding region runs from base 251 to 2989 and encodes 912 amino acids. The record is from RefSeq and is a predicted model, not a curated record. Lineage: Eukaryota; Metazoa; Chordata; Actinopteri; Labriformes; Labridae. Gene Ontology annotation, molecular function: serine-type endopeptidase activity.
UCCAGGCACCUAUUGUUCCUCUAAGUAAACUUACAGACAGAUGCCCUGCACCGCAGUGUGGGAGAGAGCCCAGAGAGUCAGGAGGAGGGAGACUUUUAGCGAUCACAGAGAGAAACCAGACAAUAAGGACCGGGAAAUCCUGAAGGCAACCCUCAUCUCCAGCUUCUCUGCAUCCUCCUCCUUCUUCACGAGCGCCUCCCGCUUGUGUGUUUGCUGUCUCUGUUGAGCGGAGGUCUGAUGUUCUGACACCAUGAUGCUGCUCAUUUCACUGCUGCUUAUGGGACUUGGCUGCUUGCUGGGAGCUCCAGCAGGUCGAGAAGUGUACAGGAUGCCCCAGAGUGCACUCAAAGCUCUGUCUGAUCGUGGCACCGUGGUUCUUGAGGCGGCUAUGACUAGUGCUCUUUCCGCUCUCGAUCGUGCCUCAUCAGAGAGGAGUCGGGCUGAAACCAGCUGCCGGGGCUGUGUCCCCUGUUUGUUUCAGGACUGUGGUCAACUGUCCGGCUCCUGCUCGUCUCCGUCCAAUGCCUUACUAGAGCCCAGCUGUGAUGUCAUCAGCAAGGCCCAGAAGCUUCAGGACGAAGCUGAGCGGAGUUGGGCGCUGAGUCAGGCCUGUGCGUACUAUCAGCAUCGCUGUCCAGCGGGCGAACUGGACAAGGAGAGCUGCAUCAGGAUCAUGGGUGAGAGCUGCAGUGCCCGAGUCCUCCAGUGCAGCCUGCUGAACACCAUGCAGAACCUGGAACCUGCUACUCAGACGCAUGCACAGGCAGUUUGUGGUCAGAGAUCAUCCAGGGUACAAAACAUCACACAGCCUCGCUCCAGGAUUGUGGGGGGCUCUCCUGCUCCUCUGGGCAGCUGGCCCUGGCUGGUCAACCUCCAGCUGGACGGUGGCCUGAUGUGUGGAGGGGUCCUGGUGGACAGCUCCUGGGUGGUGACGGCUGCUCAUUGCUUUGCUGGCAGCCGCAGUGAGAGCUACUGGACAGCCGUGGUGGGGGAGUUUGACAUCACCAAGACUGAUCCUGAUGAGCAGAUCCUCAAAGUUAACCGAAUCAUCCCUCAUCCUAAGUUCAACUCAAAGACAUUUAACAAUGACAUAGCUCUGGUGGAGCUGACGUCCCCGGUGGUUUUGUCCGACCAUGUCACUCCAGUGUGUCUCCCCUCUGGCAUGGACCCCCCUACAGGCAGUCCCUGUCUAGUGGCAGGCUGGGGCUCCCUCUAUGAGGAUGGCCCAUCUGCUGAUGUGGUGAUGGAGGCCAAAGUGCCCCUGCUGCCUCAGAGCACCUGUAAGAGUGCCCUCGGCAAAGAACUGGUCACCAAUACUAUGCUGUGUGCUGGCUAUCUCUCCGGAGGCAUAGACUCCUGUCAGGGAGAUUCCGGAGGCCCUCUGAUCUACCAGGACAGAAUCUCAGGUCGGUUCCAGCUCUACGGCAUCACCUCCUGGGGAGACGGCUGUGGGGAGAAGGGGAAACCUGGAGUCUACACACGGGUUUCUGCUUUCUCGGACUGGAUUCAGGCGGAGAUACAAAAGUCAUUUGGAAGCAGGGAGCCAACAUGUCCAGAGCUUCUAAAGACAACAGAAAUGACAGAAGAGGAGCAGAGGUCCGAGUUCAGCUCUCUUUGUCGCUUCUACACACUGACAUGCCCCUCUGGUCAGUCCAUCAGCGCCUGCAACCGAAUGGCUGAGGACAAGUGUCUGACCCGCUUCAAGAAAUGUCAGCUGCGUUCGUUCCUGCAGACCCUGCUGGACCUGCUGCAGAGGGCUGAGGACUACAUCAGGGAUAAAGUCGACUUGACCUUCUUCACCCAGACUCUUCCUCAGCUGGUGGAGCACAUCUACAACACAGCUUUCGCUCACACCCGAGAAAGGAGGGACCUGAGUGGUGGUCUCACUCACAUUAAAGAACAGCUAGGUGGAGCUGUGGUGCCAGUAGAGCAGGGCCCUUCUCCUGCUCUCCCAGCUUUAUUCAGAGAGGUGGGACCCUCAGUGGAUGAGUGGGAGAAAUACCUGAGAAACAUGGCGGAAGAUCUGGACAAACAACACUCUGACACAUCUACAGACAUCUCCUCCCAACCUGCAAGACAGGAGAACACGCUUUUCUUACAGAUGGAGGACUCCUCCGUACAUCAGCUGGAGGGAGAAUUCCGAUCUGUUAUCUCAGCUCUGCGUUCAAAAUUGGACUCCAGAGCUGCGCCUCCCAUCAUGCACUUGGACACCGUCUACCUCCUGGAGGAGUCUCCCAGCAAUCCUCCUUUUCCAACAUCUUCCACUGGAACACCAGCCCACCCAGGCCACUCCUCCUCCUCCUCUUCCUCUUCCUCAACCUCCUCCUCCCAGGAGCCCCGGCAGCAGCCUUGGUCACUUCUAACAGCCCUGAUGAACGAAAUGGAACAAUUAAGCUCACAUGAUGAAAUUGUGACAGACGAUGCAUCUGAUAGUGACACCUCUUUCAAUGAAGACAUGCCUCUGGAUGAACAUUUUGGAGCAGCGUUAGAGGAUAUUACGUUCGUUGAGAACGGGGGGCGAGAAAAACUAAAAUCUACAGCAUUGUCGCUUCAAGUGCAGUCAACCACUGCGGUUCAGCCGGUCACUGAUGGGGCUCACACAGAGACGACCACUGAGCGCAGACAAACUGUGCGUGCUGUAAAAAGUCCAAAUAGAAAAUACAGGAGCCUUCUUCGCAAGAGGCAGAUACCUGGGGCAAUCGGGAAAAUUUGUCCUGGAGUAAGAGAGUCCUCACAGCAAGUCAGCCAAGUCAGAGACUCGUACAGCUGGGUCUUAAGCAUCCCAAACAAGAACCUACGCAUGAGCUUCCAAGAGGUGUUAGUUGAUCUGAGCUCAAAGAACGAGCGAGGACUUUACCAGGCGCGGGUCAGAGCAGUAGUAGGCGGACGACCUUUGACCUUCUACAGUCUUGUCGGCCUGGAGAACGAGUCAUUUUACCGUAGUGUGCCAAGGAUCAUCGCAUUGGCUCUGGAAGCACUGAAGACUUGACUCCAUCAGAAAAACAAGUGAGAUGAACAAAUAUAAUAAAGACUGAACCGAGAGAUGAAGGGACAAAGACUCUCGAAAAGACUUGUUUAAAAAGCACCAGAAAAGCCUCGUCUUGUGACAGAGAUGCACAGAAAAACGCACACUCACACAAACUUUACUUCUCCUGCCGACUCCUGUGAAAGCAUUCUCUUCCCAGUCCAAGAGCCUGACGUCGUCUAGAUGAAAACACAACCAUGAAUGUAUCAAUCCAUCUAUCGAACACCCAUCAUGCUGCAGGAUUUUUUUUUUAUGUGGUUGGAGAAGCAGCCCUGUCUAACUUAUGAACCUGUACAAAAUGAUAAGUUAUUCAUUAUGUCUUUUGCAAAGGUUGAGCCUCUUGUGAAGCACACAGACUGUAUAUGUUAUUCCAUAUUUAUUUGUAUAGAGAAAAACAUUUGUAUUUUUGUAUUAAAAAAAAAAACCUUCAUACAAAUAAAAAUGUUAUUAAUGCUA